AGCCAAUCGGAGGCGAGCGUCCGUGGCGUCAGCGCCAGGGCCGGCUCGGAUUGGCUAAGCCGAGUCUCUCACUUCCCCUUGGAGGAAAGGCACGGCUGCCGGCUCGCCCCUCCCGUCUCCCCCCAAAAAAGUUUGAGUCGCAGCUGCCUGGUUGCCAGCGGAGUCGCGCGCCGGGAGCUACGUAGGGCAGAGAAGUCAUGGCUUCUCCGUCCAAAGGCAAUGACCUGUUUUCGUCUGAUGAGGAGGGCCCGGCGAUGGUGGCCGAGCCGGGCCCGGGGCCUGGGGGUGCCGACGGGGCCGCGGAGGAGCGCCGCGUCAAGGUCUCCAGCCUGCCCUUCAGCGUGGAGGCGCUCAUGUCGGACAAGAAGCCGCCCAAGGAGACUUCCCCACUGCCAGCCGAAAGCGCCUCCGCCGGGGCCACCCUGCGGCCACUUCUGCUGCCGGGACACAGCGUCCGGGAGGCGCACAGCCCCGGGCCGUUGGUCAAGCCCUUCGAGACAGCCUCGGUCAAGUCGGAAAAUUCAGAAGACGGAGCGGCGUGGAUGCAGGAACCGGGCAGAUAUUCGCCGCCGCCAAGACACAUGAGCCCCACCACCUGCACCCUGAGGAAACACAAGACCAAUCGGAAGCCACGCACACCCUUCACCACCUCCCAGCUCCUCGCUCUGGAGCGCAAGUUCCGCCAGAAACAGUACCUCUCCAUCGCAGAGCGGGCAGAGUUCUCCAGCUCUCUGAACCUCACAGAGACACAGGUCAAAAUCUGGUUCCAGAACCGAAGAGCCAAGGCGAAAAGACUGCAAGAGGCCGAACUGGAAAAGCUGAAAAUGGCUGCAAAACCUAUGCUGCCCUCUGGCUUCAGCCUCCCUUUCCCCAUCAACUCGCCCCUGCAAGCAGCCUCCCUAUACGGCGCGUCCUACCCUUUCCAUAGACCUGUGCUCCCCAUCCCGCCCGUCGGACUCUAUGCGACUCCCGUGGGAUAUGGCAUGUACCACCUGUCCUAAGGAAGACCAGCUCAAUAGACUCCGGGAUGGAUGUUUGUUUAAAAGCCUUCCCCCUCCCUCUCCAAGAAGACAGUCCCGCUCUGCAAACCUUGCAUGCACCACCCUCAGCGGCUAGAUCGACAGGGCCACAGACAUAGUUGAAAUUGGUUCUUUUGACUGGAGACACCCAAACCCCGUUUUCUUGGUGUAAUCUUCCAGAUGCCAACCCCCCUUCUCCUUUCACAAGAUUGGCUCUGAUGGUUUUUAUAUAUAAAUAUGUAUAUAAUAAAAUAUAAUACAUUUUUAUACAGCAGACAUAAAAAUCAAAUUAUUUUGAAAGGUAAAAUUUAUAUACAUAUAUAUAUAAAUAUAUAUAUAUAUGUCUUUUUUCUCUAUAUAUCACCUUCCUAAAAGAGACUGCUUAAUUAAGUCUACCUGUUGUCUUUUUCUUAUGGGGGAGACAAAUUAUUUGCUAAAAUUGCUGAAAUCUGAUCAUUUGGAUCACUGACUUGCAAACAUUAGAAUUAGACACUGUGUGCAUAGGCAGUAGAUAUGGAAAGAUUCCUCCCAGAGAAGGGGACACAUCAUGUUUUUGCAUUUUUUACGUGCAUUUAAAAACUCACUAGAUAUGACCAUAUUUGGCCCUGUUUUUCUCCCCCUUCUCCACCUUGUUUGUUACACAUUGUUCAAAGUUUUUGUAAGAUCAAUAAAAGGGGGAUGAGAAGAAUCCUGAGAGUGCCUCGGGGUAAGGUGGAAAAUGGAAGUCCUUCCUAAUUCCUCUCAAGGCUGUUGCUUAACUGCAUUUCAGAUAAUUGGAGAGUGAAAAGUUAGAGCAUGUCGGGAGGAAUUGAUGGUUUCCGUGAACCACUAGGUACAUCAGUCCUCACACAUUUGAAAAGGUGAUUUGGGUGGAUGUGUGUGUGUAGUUAAUUGUCUGCUUAAAAAUUAUGAAUAUCUUGUAACCAUUAUCUAUACUAAAUAUUCCUGAACAAUGAAUAGAUCUAAAAAGAAAAAAAAUCAUGCUUUCUCUGUGUGUGUACCUGUUGUAUGUGCUAAACUUAUUAGAAAAAUUUAUAUACUUUUUAACAUGUUGGGGGCAGAGGGUAAAGCCAUGUUUUGACUUGAUAAAAAAUGGUGUUGUCAGACAGCCCAUAUAGCUCCUUGGUAUUUCAUUUUUCUAUCCAGCUCCCCCUCCCCCAUCCAAGUAUACUUUUAUCCCUUUGAAAGGGUGCCUUGUAUAAUUUUAUAUAUUUUAUUGAAGAGUUAUUUCUUAUCUCUUAUUCUGAAUUAAAUUAAACGUUUUAUUGCAGUAAA
Molecule: messenger RNA, 2294 nt
Organism: Orcinus orca (killer whale)
Lineage: Eukaryota; Metazoa; Chordata; Mammalia; Artiodactyla; Delphinidae
Gene: MSX2
Product: msh homeobox 2
Exons: 2
Coding region: 198-1001 (267 amino acids)
Biological process (GO): regulation of transcription by RNA polymerase II; embryonic morphogenesis
Cellular component (GO): nucleus
Molecular function (GO): DNA-binding transcription factor activity, RNA polymerase II-specific; RNA polymerase II transcription regulatory region sequence-specific DNA binding
Source: RefSeq, a predicted model, not a curated record